Messenger RNA from Topomyia yanbarensis, 589 nucleotides. It is a transcript of the gene mRpS16, whose product is annotated as small ribosomal subunit protein bS16m. Gene Ontology annotation, cellular component: ribosome; mitochondrial small ribosomal subunit. The record is from RefSeq and is a predicted model, not a curated record. The transcript is spliced from 3 exons. NCBI's taxonomy places the organism in Eukaryota, Metazoa, Arthropoda, Insecta, Diptera, Culicidae. Bases 102 to 503 code for a protein of 133 amino acids. Gene Ontology annotation, biological process: mitochondrial translation. Gene Ontology annotation, molecular function: structural constituent of ribosome.
UGACAGCUGCUUGCCGAGACCAUUGCUGCAAAACAAAAACAUUGGAGCAACGCGGCGGGUGUAACAAUUUUUAGCAUUCAAAAUUUAAAUCGCUUAUUGAAAUGCCAUUGAUUCCGGCUAGUGGAACUGGUCGUUUUUGGGCACGAUCAGCUAAAAUAAUUCGAUUCGCACGACAUGGAUGUACUAAUCGGCCGUUUUUCCACAUCGUUGUUAUGGAGCGACGAAAAAGUCAAUAUCAACCAGUGAUUGAGCAAAUCGGAACAUUCGACCCAAUUCCGAACGAAUACAAUGAAAAGUUGGUAUCAUUUAACUUUGAGCGCGUGCGCUUCUGGUUAGGCAGCGGAGCUCAUCUCACAACGCCGGUGGCAGAACUAUUAGGUAUUGCUGGUUUACUUCCCGUGCAUCCUCGUACUUACAUGACGGCGUGGAGGAAUCGCCAGGCGACUGCAAAACUGGCCGAAAUUGAAGCGGUUAAGAAGCAGGCAGAAAAUAGUGCAGAUUGAUUGUAUUAUUUAGAAAUCAGCAAAACCAGUUGACAUUUAGUACCUAAUGAUAGGCUCAAUAAAAUCGAGAAUCGACUGUUACACUA